AUGUACACCUCUCACCGUGUUGUGGAGUGUAAGACAAAGCCUGCUUUUGAGGUGCCGCCCAGUUACUCCUCACCUGUCGGGCUCUGGCACCUAGCCACUUUGCCCUAUCCCACUCCAGACUUCAGUGCCCAGAGCCCGAAUGGUCGCUGCUUCGGCCAAGGGGACAAACCAGCCCGCCUUACCUGCGCCGCUCGGGUUGCCAGCCUAGCCCCUACGCACGCCGGCCUUGGACUCGACACCCAGCGCCUCCGUGAUUCCGCUGCCGACGCGGAUGCUGCUGCUGCUGCUGCUGCUGCUGCUGCUGCUGCUGCUGCGGAGUGCAGUGCAGAAACCCAUAACCUCGGGCAGUUCUUCAAACCCCUGCUCAGCCAGGACUCGAGGCCAGGAUCUUUCAAGGAUGUGCGCGUGAACCUGAGUCCCCAGCCUGUGAAGGAGAUGUGGCGGGGCAUGUUCCCGCACAGCCACAGUCCCUACCUACCAAACGUCGGGCCCCAGCGUAGCCCAGAAGAAAAAGUUGAGAGGAGACACAGGUUCAACAUCAAUGACCGCAUCAACAAGCUGGGAAUGCUGAUCCCCAAGGCCAAUGACCUGGAUGUGAGCUGGAAUAAGGGCAUCAUUCUCAAGGCCUCUAUGGAUUACAUCCAGAGGAUGCAGAAAGAUCUGCAGAAAUCCCGAGAACUGGAGAACCACUCUUGGCGCCUAGAGAUGACCAACAAGCAGCUCUGGCUUCGCAUCCAGGAGCUGGAGAUGCAGGCGCGGGUCCACGGCCUCCCCACUACAACGCCAUCCGGCGUGAACAUGGCUGAGCUGGCCCAACAGGUGGUGAAGCAGAAACUACCCAGUGAAGACGGCCCACGGGAGGCUCUCAUGCUGGGGCCUGAGGUCUCUGACCCUGAGCCAAUGCCUGCUCUCCCUCCGCAGGCCCCACUGCCCCCAGCCACCCAGCCACAGUACCCUUUUCAUCACCUGGACUUCAGUCACAGUUUGAGCUUUGGGGGUGGGGGUGAUGAGGGGCCCACAGGCUACCAUGAUCCCCUGGGGGCAGAGCAUGGCUCCCCGUUCCCCAACCUGUCCAAGAAGGAUCUGGACUUAAUGCUCCUAGAUGACUCCCUGCUACCCCUGGCCUCCGACCCCCUCUUUUCUACCAUGUCCCCUGAGGCCUCCAAGGCAGGCAGCCGCUGGAGCAGCUUCAGUAUCGAGGAGGGCGAUGUCCUGUGA
This is a messenger RNA of Microtus oregoni (creeping vole), 1218 nucleotides long. RefSeq names its product transcription factor EB-like. The coding region runs from base 1 to 1218 and encodes 405 amino acids. Gene Ontology annotation, cellular component: nucleus. The transcript has 5 exons. Gene Ontology annotation, molecular function: protein dimerization activity; DNA-binding transcription factor activity, RNA polymerase II-specific; RNA polymerase II cis-regulatory region sequence-specific DNA binding. The record is from RefSeq and is a predicted model, not a curated record. Gene Ontology annotation, biological process: regulation of transcription by RNA polymerase II. NCBI's taxonomy places the organism in Eukaryota, Metazoa, Chordata, Mammalia, Rodentia, Cricetidae.